Molecule: messenger RNA, 1804 nt
Organism: Penaeus vannamei (Pacific white shrimp)
Lineage: Eukaryota; Metazoa; Arthropoda; Malacostraca; Decapoda; Penaeidae
Source: RefSeq, a predicted model, not a curated record
UCCGCGUGGUCGCCAGAUCGAGGAAAAGACGGCCACUAAUCUGGCAAUGUCCACGCACGCAAGGUCGUGUCUGCAGGGGCCAGAGUCAGUUCUAACCAGUGUUGCGGUCCUGGUCAUUCAUCUUCUAGGAAGUGUGCCUGCGCAAUGAAAGCAACUUCCGGCCAAAGUUUCAUCCCAUAUGGACUCGCUCUUAUUGCUUUGCUGCUGAUUGUCAACGUUGCAUUGGAGACCUCCAGUCUUGUGCCUGCAUUCAACAAGCCUGUGGGCGACAGCACCGCUUCUGAAGUUGGGAAGAACUCCGCCACUUCUGACGCCAGCGAGAUCUCUGGGGGUUCUGAAGUCAGUGAGAUUUCAGGCGGUUCUGAAGUCAGCAGGACCUCCGCCCCUUCUGAAAUCAGCCAAAAUUCAGCUGUUUCUCCUGUCAUCCGAAAGUCAGAUCCGGUAGUAUCCACCAACCAGGUUGACCUGAGCGGCAACCUUCACCACGUGUUCCGGAGGCGCCGAGAGCACCUUCUGGAGGGCUGUCGCCGCCUUAACACGAGCAGCGACUUACCUGCCGCAGCCUGGCUCACCUUCCUCGUCAUAGAAGCUCCUGGACCUCUGAAAGUGUGCGUUCCGACCAAGGUUGGAUCAACAUCAUGGCAGAAAUUAAGGGAGCGACUCAAGACGGCAAAUGUCUCGGGUCUUCGUCCUGCAACUGCUAUGCAAGUCAGACAUCCUUUCUCUCGCCUUACCUCGGCCUACAGAGACAAGUACCUCAAUGGAGCCCCGAUAGGAAACUACAACAGCGGCUGGCAGAAUCUGACCGGAAGCACCACUGGCUGGGACUUCAAGUGGCUUCAUUACUGGUUUCCGGCACUAGUAACCUCAGGACGCAUCGUGCCAACAGCCAGGUAUUUGAAGGUGAUUGAUGAGAGCCUCCAAGCAUUUAGGUACAUCAGCAAACACUACAAGAUGGAAGGAAAGGCCAUGACUUUCCCGGACGCCAAGGAGACGGAGUUCGACCCGGACAUCUACAAUGUUGGGAUGCACAUGGUGGCGAACGGGAGGCAGGUGGGAAUCGAGGGCGCUGCCAUCGAGGCCUACAAGGGCGUGAUGCUCGACCUGGUGGAGAGACACCGCAACGCGUCUUUUACGUUCGACGAAUUCCUUCAGUUUGUCGUCUGGUCCAGUGACAAGGGAGUCAUUGAUCAACACUGGACGCCCUACACGGACCUCUGCUUCCCUUGUCAGCGGGAUUAUCAGUAUAUCCUUCACUUAGAGACUGCUGCGGAAGAGUCGAGUGUCCUUCUGAGGGACAUAGGAUACCCAGAUGAAUAUAGACUCACCGCCGAACACCGGACAAAAGGACUUACAGAGGACCUUAACGUUUCGGAUUCCCAGUACUUUAAAGACGUACCGCCAAGUCUGUUGGAAAAAAUUAUAAAGAUAUAUGAAAAAGAUUUUGAAUUGUUUGGUUACAGUAAAAGUCUUCCGUUGUAAUAAACGUGGAUUUUAUUCUUCCUCCUUCUAACUGAUUUAAGGAAGUAUAAGAAAUAAUUUUUAAAAUAUUUUGUUAUAUUUUUGGUAGCAUCAGUUAGUUUGUCCGUUCAUUAACAGGAUAUCUCAAAAAGUUAUGAGCAGAUUUUUAUUUAAAAAAAGAUAUGGAGUGUCUCAGCCUAACUUAGAUGGCAUUUGGAUAGUGACCCCCAUGGCGAAGGUAUGCGUUCCCUGAGUGUCUAUUUUAGGUGUUUACAAACUAUAAAAGGAAAUAAUAAAAAAGAGAAGUAAAUAGCGCCCUUACACAUGUUAGAAUAGGAAUUUC